Messenger RNA from Lolium rigidum, 1419 nucleotides. Its product is annotated as DNA-binding protein HEXBP-like. The coding region runs from base 1 to 1104 and encodes 367 amino acids. The transcript is spliced from 3 exons. Gene Ontology annotation, molecular function: zinc ion binding; nucleic acid binding. The record is from RefSeq and is a predicted model, not a curated record. NCBI's taxonomy places the organism in Eukaryota, Viridiplantae, Streptophyta, Magnoliopsida, Poales, Poaceae.
AUGUCGCUGCUCCAGGACGACGACGAAGAGGCCUUCCUCCUCGCCGUCGAGGCCGCGGAGACCGCCGCGGCCGCGUCCUCCAAGCGCCGCCGCCUCUCCACCUCCCCAUCGCCGACCCCCGCCGCCGCUGCCUCCGCCUCCGAGGGGUCCUACCUGUCCGCGCUCAAGGGCAGCCACAGCUCCGCCUGGAAGCAGCAGCAGGAAGCCCUAAACCUAGCCCACAAGCGCCCCGGCGGGUACAAGGCCCCAGGCAUCACCACUGCCGACGGCGGCGUACAGAUCGCGAAGGGCGCGUGCUUCAAGUGCGGCGACACCAGCCACUGGGCGAGGGAGUGCCCCCAGUCCUUGCCGGCAAGUGGCGGCGGCGGCGGAGGAGGGGGCGGAACCGGCGGCGGCGGGGUCUAUGUGGAUACGGAGGUGAAGGUGGAGGAGAAGGAGUGCCCCUGCGGCUCCGGGACCUGCCUCGUGCUCACGUCCAGCACGCCCAGGAACCCCGGUCGCAGGUUCUACAGGUGUCCCAUGAAGGAGAAUGGAGGCUGCAACUUCUUUGAGUGGUGCGAUGCUCCAUCUCCAGGUCUUGCUAAUGCUCGCAGCAACACAUGCUUUCAGUCAGAUGCGUCGGUUGUGAAUAUGCCUUGCUCCUGUGGUGCUGGAACAUGCUUAAUUUUCACCACAAAGGCGGGAAUUAAUGUUGGGAGGCAAUUCUAUCGCUGCCCAGCUCAGGGAGGUAGCUCUUGUGGCUUUUUCAAAUGGUGUGACGAUCAACAACAGCCUAGGACAGCUGCUCCGCUGCAAGCUUCAGCACCAUAUCAAACUGGCGUUGCCUCCACCAACCAAAACAUGAGCAAGAACUCCUCGGCCUGCUUCAAAUGCGGGCAAGAGAACCACUGGGCGAAGGACUGCCCGAAUCAAUCUUCAGAUCCUUACUCUGACAAAGGUGGGAGGACAGCAUUAACUCCGGCAACCUCAUCUGAUGGGUGUUUCAAGUGUGGUAAGGCUGGUCACUGGUCCCGUGACUGCCCCGUUGCGACCAGUGGUGGUGGUGGUAGUGGUGGUGGCGUCGCCGGCAGUGUCAAGUCGUCCUGGAACAGCAGGAGAUACUGAUAGCAGGUGGUGCCCCUGUGAACUCAAUUGAACUGACACGGACAUGCUGUACGAAACUUGGACAGGUGACCUCGCCACUUGUUGCUUAGGUACGCGCUCUCGCCCAUGAUGCCACUUGCAGACCUGCUUGCUGCUCCCAGUUGAGCAAUGGGAUUUACUUUUGAUAAUAUAUAGAUUCAGUCUAUCCUGUUUGCUCUGUCGAACUUGUACUAUAUCUGCUUUAGGCAUUACCACUUUUGUAAACAAGAUAAGGCGACUCAAUGUUCAUCAGCAUGCCCUUGCUGUUCAAUAUAUCAACUCCCAUGUUUAUGCUGC